Geodia barretti is the source of this 2421-nucleotide messenger RNA. The record is from the annotation of a GenBank genome assembly. NCBI's taxonomy places the organism in Eukaryota, Metazoa, Porifera, Demospongiae, Tetractinellida, Geodiidae.
AUGCUGAUUCCUUUUUCCUGGCUUUCACAAUACGUUGACAUUACGCUCGGCCCCGAUGAGUUGGCGCACCGGCUGACCAUGGGCGGCAUCGAGGCGGGUGACGUGUUCACACGGGGCGGCUGGGAAGGUUGCGUGGUUGGGUACGUGCAGGCGACGCGGCCGCAUCCGAACGCCGACAGCCUGACGCUGUGCGAGGUUGACCCGGGGGACGGUCCGACGCUGGAGGUGGUUUGCGGCGCGCCGAACGUGGCAGCCGGGCAGAAGAUCUGCUUUGCCCGACCCGGCGUGACGUUGCUGAACAUGCACACCGGCAGAAGAGAAGAGCUGAAGCCGGCCACCAUACGCGGCGUGGUGUCGGAAGGGAUGAUCUGCUCGGAGGCGGAGCUGGAGAUCAGCGACGAGCACGAAGGGAUCAUCGUGCUUGCGGACGACGCGGUCGUGGGCGCGCCGCUGGACGAAGUGCUGGGCGACACAUUCCUGGAAUUGGAGCUGACACCUAAUCGAGGCGACUGCCUGUCCGUCUUGGGCGUGGCGCGGGAGAUCGGAGCGAUCACCGGGCAGCCGGUCCGGGUUCCAGAGACCGGAUACAAAGAAUCGGACGUUCCGGCUGCGGACCUGGCACGGGUUACGAUAGAAGAUCCGGAACUCUGCCCGCGCUACACAGCCUCGGUCAUCACUGGGAUCAACAUCGGACCCUCGCCACAUUGGUUGCAGGAACGCCUGAAUCGCGCCGGGUUGCGGCCGAUCAACAACGUGGUGGACGUGACCAACUACGUGAUGCUGGAGUUCAACCAACCGCUGCACGCCUUUGACCUGGACACGGUGACUGACCGCCACGUGGUGGUGAGGCGGGCAGCCGACAGCGAGGAAUUCACGACCCUGGACGGGGUGCACCGCAAGCUGACCGCCGACAACCUGCUGAUCGCUGAUCCGGCACGGGCCAUCGGUAUCGGCGGGGUGAUGGGCGGCGAGAACAGCGAGAUCACGGGCAGCACGACCAACAUGCUGCUGGAAGCGGCGACAUUCCACCCGUUGAACAACCGUAGAACCUCCACGGACCUGAACCUGCGAACCGAGGCCAGCCUGCGCUUCGAGAAGGGGCUGCGGCCGGAACUGGCGCCCAUCGCGCUGCGGAGGGCGACGCAGCUGAUCCUGGAAACGGCCGGCGGGCAGGCUGCGGCCGGGAUCAUCGACGUGUUCCCCGGCGGGGACGCCGAGGUUCCUGCGGUUCCCUUGACGGUGGGGCGGAUGCGGCAGGUGCUGGGCAUGGAUCUGGACAUCGCCCGGGCGGAGACGGUGCUGGCAAGCCUCGGUAUCACGACACGGCGCACGGGGCCGGACAGCCUCGAGGCGGACCCGCCGUACUGGCGGGGCGACAUCGCCAUCGAAGAGGACCUGAUCGAGGAAGUGAUCCGGAUCAUCGGGUACGACGAAGUGCCGACCACGAUGCUUGCGUCGCCGAUCCCCUACCACCGGCCCAACCCGAUGACGACGCUGAAGGAUGGACUGCGCGAUGCCCUUGCCGCGGCAGGGAUGCAGGAGACAAUCAGCUACCCGCUGGUCAGCGCGGAGGAUCUGGAUCGGCUGAACUACCACGGCGAAGCGGGCGACGGCAUCGCACUACUGAGGGUGGCGAACCCGAUGUCCGCCGAGCAGGACAUCAUGCGGCCGACGCUGGCGGCCAGCAUACUGAAUACCUUGGCCUAUAACCGAGGACACAACGACGGUGGAUUCCGGCUGUUCGAACUGGGAAGGGCGUUCAUCCCGCAGACCCCGGGGCUGCCCGUUGAGCGGGAGAUUGCGGCGGGAGUGAUGUGCGGGCCGCGUUACGACGCCAACUGGCUGAGCACUGGCGAGCCCCUGGACUUCUUCGACCUUUCGGGAACGUUGGCGGCUGCGCUCAACCGCGUGGGAAUCACGACGUCGCUGGAGGCGCAGGAUCAGCCUACGUUCCACCCGGGGCGUUGCGCCCGAGUGACAGCGGGCUCUGGUCAGGCAGCGGAUGUGGGCGUGAUCGGGGAACUGCAUCCCGACAUCCGCGAGGCGUUCGACCUGGGGCCGGAUCCGGUGGUGUAUUUCGAGGUGCGAUUGGAAGAUCUGCUGAGGGCGGGCCCGGACGGUGGUCGAUUCCAGUCGCUGUCGCGGUUCCCGGCGGCCAAUCGCGACCUGGCGCUGGUGGUUCCGGCGGACGUGCCGGCGGCCAGGGUCCAGAACCUGAUCGAAAGGGUGCGGCUGGUGGAACGGGCCGAAUUGUUCGACGUGUAUGCCGGCGAAAACGUGCCAGAGGGUACGCGUUCGCUGGCCUUCCGCAUCCGGUUCCGAGCCACCGACCGGACACUGACCGCCGAAGACGUGAACCGGGCGAUGAACGGGCUGACCAGAGCGUUGGAACGGGAAGCCGGAGCGAUCGUUCGGGCGUAA